This is a messenger RNA of Syzygium oleosum, 1237 nucleotides long. Its product is annotated as zinc finger BED domain-containing protein RICESLEEPER 2-like. The transcript is spliced from 2 exons. The record is from RefSeq and is a predicted model, not a curated record. Lineage: Eukaryota; Viridiplantae; Streptophyta; Magnoliopsida; Myrtales; Myrtaceae. Gene Ontology annotation, molecular function: DNA binding; protein dimerization activity. The coding region runs from base 1 to 852 and encodes 283 amino acids.
AUGUUGGGGAGUUCAUAUGUUACUUCAAAUGAUUAUUUUGAAGGGAUAGCUCUUUUGUAUAAAAAUUUGAAAGAUGCGGCGGAUGCUUCGGAUCCUAAGCUUCAAGCUAUGGGUAUGAAAAUGAAAGAGAAAUUUGACAAAUACUAUGGGAGUUUGGAUAAAGUGAAUAUGUUGGUGUUGAUUGCGGUUGUGUUGGAUACUAGAGCCAAGUUGAGUUAUGUGAAUUUCUUGUAUGGACAAAUUUAUGAUGAUGAAUUGAAAGUCAAUGAGAUGCAUUACAAGGUGAAGGAUGCAUUGGAGCGUUUAUAUGAAUUUUAUGAACAAUCUUCUCUUGCUUCAAGUGAUAGAAAUUUUGGUGCCCAAAGUUUGAGUGCUAGUAGUAGUGGUUCCAAUGCCGAUGCCGGUGGUAGUGAAGGUAGCAAGAUCAAGAAGUAUGACGUCCAAGCUUGGCGAAAAACCUUUAUGCACUCGAACCAACAAAUGUACAAUGACAACAAAUCUGAGCUUGAUCAAUAUCUUGAAGAAAAAAAUGAAAAUAUUCUUGAUCUUGACCUUUUGAUGUGGUGGAAGACUAGUGGCUCAAAAUAUAAAAUCCUAUCUUUGAUGGUUCGGGAUGUUUUGUCUAUUCCCGUAACUACUGUUGCUUCGGAGUCGACUUUUAGUACAUCGGGUCGUGUGCUUGACGGCUUUCGAAGUUCUUUGACUCCCAAAGUAGUGGAAGCUUUGAUUUGCACUCAAGAUUGGUUGAGAGCCGUUCGUGUGCCGAUUGAUGUUGAAGAGUGCAUCGAAAAUGCAGAAAAAUUUGAGAUGGAUAUGGAUUGUCUGAAUGAGGAGAUUAUCGUCAGUAAAUAGAGUUUACUAGUUGAAGCGGAAUGAAUAUAUGUGGUAGGCUUUCUAAUACUUAUUUUAUUUUACCAAUAAAUUGAUAUGGAUUGUCUUAAUACUUUGGUUGUCUUUGAAGGAGCAGCUAAGGUCGUGUUAUUUGUGAUUCUGCCAAUUAUUUGUGCGUGCCUUUGACCUCGUGGUUGUUUAAAGGAGGAAGAAAUUUAAUGCCGGAGUGGAUACCGAAGAAGCUUUUGGUCUUAUGCUUUUGUGCUUUUGCAGCAUGUAUGGGGAGAAAGGUGAUAUGUAUUGAGAAAAAUGUGGCAUCUUACCUUGGAAUUUAAAGUCAUAUGUAUUGCAUCCCAACAAUUACUAUUUAUCGUGAUAUCACCUUUCUUUUAAGAAAAAAUGUGAC